This is a messenger RNA of Chrysemys picta bellii (western painted turtle), 4375 nucleotides long. It is a transcript of the gene NAT9, whose product is annotated as N-acetyltransferase 9 (putative). Lineage: Eukaryota; Metazoa; Chordata; Testudines; Emydidae. Gene Ontology annotation, molecular function: N-acetyltransferase activity. The record is from RefSeq and is a predicted model, not a curated record.
AUGAGGCCCCUGCUCCGCCGAUUGGAUGCGCUGGAUCACGUGCGGGAGCGCGGGCCGUCCGGCCGCACUCGACCCGGUGGCACCCAUAGGCUGGAAGCGGAGUAGUUUCUGCGCAUGCGCUCUAGGUUGAAGACUAUGAAGAUUAACCAGAACACAGUCUUACAGGGGAAGAAGGUGACCCUGGUACCAUACACCUCUGCUCAUGUAUCCCGGUACCAUGAGUGGAUGAAAUCGGAGGAGCUACAGCGACUGACCGCAUCCGAGCCACUGAGCCUGGAGCAGGAGUACGAGAUGCAGCGCAGCUGGCAGGAGGAUGCAGAUAAAUGCACGUUUAUUGUACUGGACACUGAGAGGUGGUCAGGGCAAGCAGGUACCGAGGAGGACUGCAUGGUGGGGGACGUGAACCUGUUCCUCACAGAUAUGGAGGAUCCAACAGUGGGAGAGAUUGAAGUCAUGAUUGCAGAGCCCAGGUGCCGUGGCCGAGGGUUUGGCAAGGAGACAACUCUGAUCAUGAUGUUUUAUGGAGUAACAAAGCUGGGAAUUACCAAAUUUGAGGCUAAGGUCGGACAGGAAAAUGAAGCUAGUAUCUGCAUGUUCAAAAAGCUUCAUUUUAAGGAGGUUGCCGUGAACAGGGUUUUCCAGGAGGUGACAUUGAAACUGGAUGUGAAUGAGCAGCAGAGACAGUGGCUCCUGGAGCAAACUAACCAUGUGGAGGAGAAAAAUUAUAGUGUGUUGAACCUACAGACCCGUGCCUCUGAGACCUGACACCUCUUCCAGAAGCAGGCAGGCCACACCCCUGCUAAGUCUCCAGGGAGGAAGAGUUUGACAACAUUACUGAGUUCAAGUAUGGAAAACAGCUUGGGACCAAGAGUGAAUCAAACAACAAACUGCUUUGUUAUUACUCCACAUACCUGGUGUACCACCUGUGAAAUGGUGAUCUUCCACUGCAAUCCAGACAGAGCAUCUACAGUGGCAUUCCUUUGAAAUAGUGCCUGGAAGCUGGGAUGGAUGAACAGAUGCUAACAGGUUAAGCAUAGAAGUACACCUUGGCUGGGAAUGGCCCUUUUAGCCACAGAGCUCCCUCUACCCUGUUCUAGGAAGGGACUCUCUACACCUCCAGGGCCUAUAAACAUUAGUGAAUUGGCCAGCAAUGCUGUCAGUCUGUGGAUGAGCAGAGUAGAUUGGGUUCCUAGCUAAAACCCCACCAUCCUUAGCAGAGUUCCUAGUGUCACAAAUGAAGUCUGAGCCACAAGAGACUCUGGCCUGCUUUGUCACACAACCUGAUACAUACAAUGUGACAACAUGAUCUGGUAUGCAAAGUAGCUCCGUUGCCAUCCUUGGCUGGUAAAGUGGUGGUUACAAGAUUUAAAAAAAUAAACCAGUGGGGCUGUCCGUGGAUCUGCUAGACAAGGUGUUAAUAUUCCAGGUACUGCAGGCACCAGGCUUUCCCCUCCUGGUCUCUGUGCUUAGUCCUGGGGUGCCACCAUUGGCAGCUGCCCCGCCAUCCAUCUGUGCAUGCUCAAACCCGUUGUGUAGCUCAUCACAGCUCUUGGUUAGUGUGAGCACAGCUUAGUAGGAGAGGCCGGGACAACUAAGAUCUGAGAGGGAUUGAGUGCCCUCCUCUCCCAUUGAAGUGAAUUUGAGUUGUGGGUACUUCAUAAGGGACACCUGGCUGACUUCCCUUGAACCAGCAAUGGUAAACUAUUACAUCUCUAAAAGGUUAGGAACUAAUGUGCUAAACUGCCAGCAUGUAAAAAGCGGGAAAUCAAAGAGGAUGGAAUGAGAGUACUAAAUUACUUCUGUGCAUCAGACUUCACCAGAUGAUGAUUUUUGAUGGGUAGAAAUGCCUGUCUCAGUGCUGCUUGGUACAGGUACUGAAAAAGGUCAUCGCUGUGAUGGGGUAUCCAUAAAAAGGUGAAUGAGGAAAUUAAAUUGCACAGAGGAUGUAAAGAAUAAAGCAGCUGAUCUGCUACUAUGCUUAUUUAAAACCAUCUACGUUACAAGUCAACCAGAGAAUGGCUAACCCCCUGGAACCCAGCCUUUAAGGAUGCAAUAAAUAAAACCUGUGGAACUGACUGCUGCAUGGUGGCGUUGACACCUCUAAAGUCUCAAAACCAGGAUUCGUGCUCAGGUGAAUAAGAACAUGCAUUCUGAUACCGCAGUAAUCGCCACUGGAGUUGGGAAUUUUUCAACAAAAUGGUUUUUCAUUUAAAAAUGCCAGUUUGUCUAAACCAGAACUUUUUGUGGAAACAUACACUUUUGAUAAAACUGGAGUUGGCAAGGUUUGUCAGAUCCAGGAUGGAAUUUCUGGUCAAGAACAGACACCCCUCUAGAAUGAAUCAAUGAGAGCAGGGCCUCAAACUUGGGUCUCCCACAUCCCAGGCAAAUGCUCUAAUCACUGUGGAGGGGUAGGGGGUGCUGUGUUUUCAUGCUUUUUUUUUUGAAAGGUCUCCGUUCUCUUCUGCAUUAGAACAAAAACAAAUUUUGAAGCCUUAGCUUUUUAUGAAAUGGAAAGGAUGGGUUCUGACCGCCCCUCCUUGCCCCAUCAGUAGUGAUAAUGGGUUUCACCCUUUGUAUAAAACUGCUUUUCAAAGUGGGACAAGCAGUCUUGGGAAAAUAGUCCCAUUCUCAAAGGCAGCUCAGUGCUGAGCCGGGAACCUCUGCUUACUGUGCUCUGAUAAGAUAGAUGGGGGAAAAAAGUGCCUCAUAUUUUGAGGUGGUGUCCUUGAGGGUAAGUGUUGGUAGCAAUCCUCCUCCAUUAUUUGACUUUCUGAAAAGAGGCCUGGGGCCGCUGGACAUUGUUGUAGAAACGUAGUGGGGAAAACCCGUACUUUUAUUACAUUGCAUGGAGGGAAAGACUUCGAAUGGUGCUAAUUUUGUUGUUCCUCUGUGAUAGUGAAGUGGACUAAAGCCUGUAGUUGGGGUCUGGAAGCUAGUUGAAGUCAAACAUGACAUUCUAAUGGAAAUAAGUAACCCUUGUCUGUAUAAAUGGAGCCAUUUCAUCCCCUCCCUGCCCUGGAUUAUAGUGUGUUGAACCUACAGACCCGUGCCUCUGAGACCUGACACCUCUUCCAGAGGCAGGCAGGCCACACCCCUGCUAAGUCUCCAGGGAAGAAGAGUUCUCGGUGUCAGGGCAUUAGUAAAAUGAAACAGGCUCCAUAGUGGACAAAACCAGGGGGCAAUCUGCUGUUCCCAAAGACCCAUAUGGGGGUGCAUAUAAACAACCUACCCCUGCACCCAGCCUCCUACCUUACAACUGUUCCUUGUACUAGGCCUGAAAUGGUGCCGGACAGGGAGGGAGAGAAUGACCUGCGGUUUGGUAUGCGUGUCACUGGAAAUUCUUUCCUCCUGCUCACGGGUGUCAGAUACCUGCUGCCCUGUGUUUGAGUAGUUCAGUUCUCACUUCUUGCUGGAUUGAGGGGCUGAGAACACAAAAGACUAAUGGAUCUGUGUGGCUGCCGGUAGCUGGGUUCCCUUAGCCGUAACUCACCCUGUCUAGAAGCGCUAAUGAGGCCCAGCCCCUUUCCCUGACUGAAGGAUGUGACGUGAAUUAUGAAUUUCCCCCGCUGACUCCUGGAGCCCUGCAACGCUUCACAAAAUCAUAUCCAAAUCAGAGUUAUGAGCAAAGAGAGAAACUCUGAUGACGUCCUCUCCUCCCCAAACAAGUGCUUUCACCCCACUGGAAACAGAGCUGCAGAAAUGUAACUGGGGAUGAGGGACAGAUGUAGUUUACAGUCAACAGGGAACUCAGACGGUUGGAGAUCUUCCAUUUCAGCUUCCUGCUGGGCUUCCUCGAAGAGGUACACAACAGCCAUCCCUAAACACACUGCCUCUAAGUGAUGGGACCCAAACCGCAAGGCCUAUAAAUCAAUGAAGGAUUAGGGUUCUUUGUAUUAACACUGCUAUGAUGUGUCACACCAAGAAAGUUAGCUGGGGCAGUGGGUCGUUCGGGGUAGGAAAUUCUGAUUCCUAGAUAAAGGCGUUGAGCGAGGAUAGGGAAGGCCUCAGAAAGCGACCCUGGAAAAAACGGGAACAGCAGCCACGGCACAACCACUCCAAUGGCCGUGCUUUAGUGUCACAGGAGGAACAGAGCGGGGCGCGCACAGGACACCGUUCACAAAGAGAAUGAAUGGGCACUUGGCAAUAAAUACAGGAAAUGCGACAGCCAGGUGCAAGUAGCUGACAUAAAAACAGCUGUAGGGACAGACCAAUGCAUUCAACCAUUCCUGCCUUUAUAAUAAAUCUUUUAAUGUAGUUAAAUACACUGCAUGUUUAUGUGUCUAUAAUGUGUGUGUACUACAGCUGGUGUGAGUGAUUAAUUCAAAUAAACUCAUUUUCCACACAUACUUUAAUACAAUAAAAAAAUCAUCCAGGA